AUGGGCGUCAAGCAAGACUCCGAUCCAACGAUCGUGAUCAACCGCCUCAAAUUCACCUACCCUGGAAUCAACGGCCACCCGCCGCCCGGCGCCAAGCCUCUCAUCGACGACUUCUCCCUCACCCUCAACGCCGGCGAGCGAUGCCUCCUCGUUGGAUCCAACGGCGCCGGCAAAACCACCAUCCUCAAGAUCCUCGGAGGGAAGCACAUGGUCGACCCCACCAUGGUCCGUGUCCUCGGCCGGUCGGCUUUCCACGACACCGCUCUCACCGGCUCCGGCGACCUCUCGUAUCUCGGCGGGGAGUGGCGCCGUGACGUGGCGUUUGCUGGGUUCGACGUUCCGAUACAGAUGGAUGUUUCGGCUGAGAAAUUGAUCAACGGUGUGGCUGGGAUUGACCCUAAAAGAAGAGCUGAGCUGAUCAAGGUGUUGGAUAUUGAUCUCUCAUGGCGGUUGCACAAGGUCUCCGAUGGUCAGAGAAGACGGGUCCAGAUCUGUAUGGGGCUUCUCAGACCAUACAAGGUGCUUCUGCUCGAUGAGAUCACGGUGGACCUUGACGUGCUUGCGAGGGCGGACCUGCUCACGUUCUUGAAGAAGGAAUGUGAGGAGAGAGGCGCUACGAUCAUUUACGCGACGCAUAUAUUUGAUGGAUUGGAGAAUUGGCCGUCACACAUUAUGUAUGUUGCUAAUGGGAAGCUGCAAUUGUCGAUGCCGAUGGACAAGGUUAAGGAGACGUACAAGCUCUCACUCAUGAGGACGGUUGAGAGUUGGCUGAGGAAGGAGCGUGACGAGGAGAGGGCGAGAAGGAAAGAGAGGAAGGCGAAAGGUCUUCCCGAGUUUGAUGAACAAAUUGAGGGAAGUCGGGUAAUUAAUAAUGGUUGGGCGGCUGGGCGCCUCAACUCCACCGUUGCCGGUGAAGAAAACUUUGUCUUGAGCUCAAACAGAGUUCUCAGGCAAUAGAUAUACUUGGUGCCAGUGACAACAGAAUUUGGAUGUGCUGCCGCUGGUUUGUGACGUUUUGUGAUUGUGAUGUAUGGGAUGAUUCUAUUACUUGGGUUUCUCUGCAUAAAUUAUGGUGCGCGAUCAUUUUCAUAGCGCCCUUGAAUUUGGAUGUUUCGAAUUUCAUUGUAUUACUGUUGAAUUUCGUGUAUACUGUAUACCAUCAUAUAUGGAAAAUGAAAGAAAUGAAGAACAUGUUGCCAAAUUGGAACGAC
Messenger RNA from Fragaria vesca subsp. vesca, 1211 nucleotides. RefSeq names its product ABC transporter I family member 20-like. Lineage: Eukaryota; Viridiplantae; Streptophyta; Magnoliopsida; Rosales; Rosaceae. The coding region runs from base 1 to 957 and encodes 318 amino acids. The record is from RefSeq and is a predicted model, not a curated record. Gene Ontology annotation, molecular function: ATP binding; ATP hydrolysis activity. The transcript has 3 exons.